CUUCAAUUCAAUUGGUAAAUUAACAACCCCACCUUUCUCUCUCAAGCAACAAAACUUCAAAGAAUCUUCGCUGCCUUCAGGUCUAGUUCGUCGUCUUCAAUUCAAUUGAACAUGUCUAAAAACAGCAGCAGGGUUGUGAUAUGCAUAGGCGACAUCCAUGGAUACAUGACGAAGCUCCAAAAUCUGUGGUCGAAUCUUGAAAGGGUAAUCCCAGCCUCAGAUUUCGAGAACGCACGCAUCAUCUUCCUGGGGGAUUACUGCGACCGCGGCCCCGACACUCGCAAAGUCCUGGAUUUCCUAAUCGACCUUCCCUCGAAAUACCCGAACCAAUCCCACGUCUUCCUCGCCGGAAACCACGACUUUGCCUUCGCUGCCUUCGUGGGGGCCAUCCCGCCGCCCCCCGACGGCUCCGAGUUUCGGGAUACCUGGGCGGAGUUUGAGGCAAGCGAAGAGAGAGAAGGGUGGUAUAAGGGGUAUGGCUACGAGAAUAUGCAUUUGCAGGGGAGGAGGUGGGCUGGCAAGAUUACUGUCAGAUUUAAUGCGGUAAAGGGGACCGAGUAUCAGGGUUCUAUUUAUGAUGCUGGAACCACCUUUCAAUCUUAUGGCCUUCCCCAUGGAUCCCCUGAACUGAUGAAAGCCGUUCCUGAUGAACACAAGAAGUUUCUUUCUAAUUUGGUGUGGAUCCAUGAAGAGGAUAAUGUGGGCAUAGAUACAGAGAAAGGAGUGGAAUUUUGUAAAUUGAUAGCGGUUCAUGGAGGUUUGGAGAGAGGGAAAGAUGUUGAAGAGCAGAUUAAAUAUUUGAAAGCCAAGGAUACAAGGAUUCCUAAGGUGGAGCCUCUCAGCGGCAGAAAGAGUGUUUGGGACAUCCCCGAGGAACUGAGAAAAACCGGGACGAUUGUGGUGAGCGGUCACCAUGGAAAGCUUCAUGUGGAUGGUCUUAGGCUGAUUAUUGACCAAGGCGGUGGACUCCCACAAAAUCCGGUGGCUGCAAUUGUUCUGCCUUCAAAGACUAUUGUCCGUGACACUGAUACACACAAUUGCUGAAAACAUAAAUACUUUCCAUCUACUUUUUAUAUAUUCAUAUGUUUUGUUUUUUACCCUCACCAUUCCUGGGUUGGGUUGAUUGCUGCAAUUGUUAUGCUUUCAAAACUAUCAUCCCUUCCACGUUUUCAUAGUCAAUGCACUUGUUAUCUUGCAAGGUUU
Messenger RNA from Helianthus annuus (common sunflower), 1203 nucleotides. Its product is annotated as tyrosine-protein phosphatase RLPH2. The transcript is spliced from 5 exons. Gene Ontology annotation, molecular function: hydrolase activity. Bases 112 to 1044 code for a protein of 310 amino acids. Lineage: Eukaryota; Viridiplantae; Streptophyta; Magnoliopsida; Asterales; Asteraceae. The record is from RefSeq and is a predicted model, not a curated record.